Molecule: messenger RNA, 782 nt
Organism: Saccostrea echinata
Lineage: Eukaryota; Metazoa; Mollusca; Bivalvia; Ostreida; Ostreidae
Exons: 5
Coding region: 1-780 (259 amino acids)
Source: RefSeq, a predicted model, not a curated record
AUGAAACUUCCUCCCCAUUUGAAGCCAGUGGAUGAAAUAUCCGAUUCCAAAAACGUAUUCUUGGAUAUUACAUCUACCCUGAUUGAUUGUAAAAUUGAGUUCAGUAUAGACACGAAACCCACUGAUUCCCACCUGUAUCUCAUGCCGACAAGCUGUCAUCCCCUACACACAUUCAAAGGUAUACAUGAACCUAAGGGUCUAGCAACAGGCCGCUGCUACAGAAUAUUAGGGAACCUGUCCUGUCAAACAGAUAACUACAUCUAUCUCAUUAGCUGCAAGGAAUUAACCUGCCCUGGGGGAUUCUUUCUACGAUCUAGAGGAGUCUGUAAAAACAACAAUCUGGCCUUAAAAAGCCCUGUUAUUAUGAGCUCUGUAUUUGACGAUCCUGAUUAUGCCGACUUUCGACAUGGUGACGGUAGUCUCGCAGUGAAUGGAGAAGUAAGGACUGAUGACAAAGAGUGCGCUCAUACCAACACUGAAUCUCAGCCUUGGUUGACAGUGGAUUUACUCGACCAGUUUUACGUCAGACGGGUCGUAUUUGUAAACAGGAAACAUGGGGAGUGGCGUUUGCACGAUUUGAACGUGACCGUGGGAACAACUAACAUGGCCUUCCCCUGUUUCUGUGGAUUCUUUACUGGUCCCGGAACGUCCCAUCAGAGGGUGGAUAUGGCGUGUAAAGAAAAUUGUAGAGGGCGCUAUGUACGUCUUCAAAUUAUCUCCCCUGUUCCGGAGAUUUUACAGCUCUGCGAAGUUGAAGUCUACAGUGAUUGCAAUAUCUAAUC